AAAACGACAUAGGCUUAUAAGGCUUGAUGUAGUGAAUGGGGAUUCGUUUAAGUGUGGCGGAUCCAUAGACAGUAACAGAUCGGAUUCGGUCGGAAACCGCGCGGUUACGUGAUUACGUAACAUCCGUCAAAAACAAAGUCAGGCGCGAAUGGUAGUGUUCGCGGAUUAGUGGUUACAAUAAAUGAAGAUUGUUUUAGAGACAGUCCUCUAGUCGUCACGGAUUAUGGAUCGUUCUAAACGGAAACGGAAACCUUCGCUUCGAGCCGCACAGAGCCUGUCAACGAAACGGGAAAGUAAACGAGUUAGCGAAAGAACUAGCAUCAACCUUGGCGGAGCUUUCGAGCGAUGGAGACAGCUCAGAGAUCUCAUGGGAUUUAAGAGCGACCCACAGCUGGCUUUCUUCUUGCUGGACAGGGUGUGUGGUGAACCUCUUUCACAAGACAAUUCCAGUGAAACUCCGAGAAAGAGAGGAAAACGGCAGAAGUCAACAUCCGCGCUGAAAUCUGAGGUGACACGGAGCAAUUCACCUCAGCCUAGUCCAGAUCCCCAGUCCACAGACGUUGAGGUCCGUGGGAUCGGCUACGACGUCCCUCCCCUAUGGCUUUAUCAGCCGGAUAAACAAGCACAUCCUGAACGACUAAUGGAGGAUGGAUCAGACUCUGAUGUCAGGAUGGGUUACAACCAGGAACAAAACUGCAUGAUGGAGCAGAGUUCCUCUUUGAGCACAAAUACGGAGGAAGACUACGCAGUGCUCUGGGAGGAGAGAAAGGAUGAACUCGCACAGACUACCCUGCGAUUGGAGGAACGCUUAAAUGCUAUGAGAUCUUUGUCUGAUACAGCAUCUGAUCCCAGUUCAAUGACAGGAGGGAUAGUAGACCCGAAGGAAACAAAAUGGGUGGUCAACAAAUCCAGUUUGACGGGACUGUUCAGAACCUGCCACCAGUGUGGAGAGCCGGUUCUGGAAUUUAAAACAUUAACAUCUGGAAGUCUGAUCCGGAUUCAGUGGGAAUGCUCAAAGGGACAUCUCAUGUGGCUCUUCCCCAACCACAACCCAACAUAACACAAAGACAGGGAUGAAUGUACUGCAGUUUGUCUCGCUUUGUUUGAACGGGAAUGUAAUAGAAAUAAAGCUAUGCAAAAUAAAAAAAGUUGGAUUUUUUCCAAA
Carassius gibelio (silver crucian carp) is the source of this 1165-nucleotide messenger RNA. RefSeq lists its product as uncharacterized. The transcript is spliced from 5 exons. The record is from RefSeq and is a predicted model, not a curated record. The coding region runs from base 224 to 1060 and encodes 278 amino acids. NCBI's taxonomy places the organism in Eukaryota, Metazoa, Chordata, Actinopteri, Cypriniformes, Cyprinidae.